CCGACCAAUACUCUUUGCAGUCGUUCAAUCGUCGCUGUUCCGCUCGGUUGUACUCCCCAAAAAAGAGGAGGACCAGCAGAGCAGAGAUAGUUAAAAACGGAGGCGCGGCUUUUGGACUUGAUAUUUGCAUGAAAUCGUGAUCGCGACGGAGAUCUUUCUGUACCGAAUCGUCGAUAGUGAGCGGGGGUGAUCUUAAAAAAAAACUUAAACGGAACGAAUUUUUUGGAAUGUAAUUUAGAAAGAGAAAAAUAAUUUUUCAUCAUCUCGCUGAAUAAGAAUCGCACAAUCGCUGUUUGACAAGUCGAGAUGACGUCCCUCGCGUCGCUUCUUCUCCUCGUUCUCCUUUCAGGUGUUCCUCCGAGUACCGAGGGAUCGGCCGACUGGUCUUAUUCGGGUUCGAACGGACCUGACCACUGGCCGGACGUUUGCUCAACCGGCGAGAAACAAUCUCCCAUCAAUAUUAUGAGUGACGACGCCGUCAAAACUGAUCUGGGAUCUUUGAAGUUUGUGCGCUACGAUUACGCCUACACUGCGACACUCACAAAUACGGGUCAUUCGAUACAAAUAACUCUCACGGGGGUGCCAAUGUUUUUGAAGGGUGGUGGCCUCUCGUCAACUUACGUCUUUGAUCAAAUGCACUUUCAUUGGGGCGCCGAGCACACGAUAGACGGUAACAGAGACGCUUUGGAGCUGCACAUGGUGCACUAUGCGAAGCAAUAUCCAAACUUUACGAGCGCAGCUCAAAACGAUUUUGGAUUAACCGUCGUAGCGGUUCUCUUUAAGCUGAGCGAUGAGGAUAACGAUGAUUUUUGGUCGAUUCUCGAAGCCACUGAACGAGUAUCGGCCUGGGUGGGAACGAGCACGACUCAAAUACAACGCAGAAUAAUACCGUCGCUCCUUUUACCAAAAGAUUACACGACCUUUUAUCGCUACGACGGCUCGUUGACGACACCCGGUUGUUCCGAGACCGUUACAUGGUUUGUCCUGACAGAGAAACUCGCCAUAUCCCACGCUCAGCUGAGUGUAUUCGAGAACGUGAUGUCAAGCAACGGUACACUGAAGUUCAACUAUAGACCCGUACAGAAAUUGGGACAUCGGGAUGUUUAUCACCGUUUGGUUGAUUAUUCGGGAGCUUCGAUAUCGACCGAGAGCAGAUUUUGUCUGACGAUACUAGCCGCAAUUUUCUCGUCGUUGAUGCUCGUCCGUUGAGAUGAAAUAACGUGAUGGAUCGAAUCGCUUACGAAUCGAAUCGAAUCACAGGCCAUGCACCGUCCGUUCCUAAAUUUCUAGUCCCGAUUCUGUUGUACCAAUUUACAUGUACGACUCAACGACAGGAAGAGAGAACAAGUGUGAAAGAUCCCGGAAUAAAAUGGAAGAUCGAGAGGACGCCGAGACAAAUCGUCGGAAAUGUA
Molecule: messenger RNA, 1412 nt
Organism: Venturia canescens
Lineage: Eukaryota; Metazoa; Arthropoda; Insecta; Hymenoptera; Ichneumonidae
Product: putative carbonic anhydrase 3
Exons: 6
Coding region: 307-1209 (300 amino acids)
Biological process (GO): one-carbon metabolic process
Cellular component (GO): plasma membrane
Molecular function (GO): zinc ion binding; carbonate dehydratase activity
Source: RefSeq, a predicted model, not a curated record